AUUAUCCUUCUCCUUUGAAUUUCAGUAUUAAAAACGUGGGUGAGUGAAGCCUUAUUAUUUAAACUAAAAAAUAAUAAUUUUUUUAUGGCGGGAUCUCUAAGAUUCAAUAAUCCUGCUCUCUAUAUAAAGACUCAUGGUAGGAGUGCAGAGGCAACUCUGAAAGAAAAGAAAAGAGGGAAGAGAAGGAUAACCUGAACAUAGUCACUGAGAGAUGGCGACAUGCAAUGAAAUCAACAACACCAACAUUGAAGACCAAAGAGAAGCUCCCAUAAACGAAGACAUCUUAGAGACCAUAUUCUCUUACGUGCCACUCAUCCACCUCCUCCCAGCUUCUCUCGUCUCACGUGCCUGGAAGCGUGCGCUCUCCACCUCCCUCCGCCACGUCAACCCCAUCAAGCCAUGGCUCAUGCUGCACAUCCAGAACCCUCGUGCACUGCACGUUACCACCACCUUCGCCUACGACCCACGCUCUCGCACCUGGUUCCAAAUCCACGCGCCGCAUCCCAACCACGCCUCCACUCUCCGCGCCUCCAACUCCACGUUCCUCUACACGCUCUCCUCCUCCGAGUUCGCCUUCUCCAUCGACCCCCUCCAUCUCCACUGGCACUACGCGUGUCCCCCACGCGUGAGUCGCACCGACCCUAUCGUUGCGCGAGUGGGACCACUCAUAGUGGUGGCGGGAGGCGCGUGCGAAUUCGAGGACGAUCCUCUGGCUGUGGAGGCGUAUGACACGGAGUCCCGCGCGUGGACCCGCUGCCAGUCUAUGCCGGCGAUUCUCAAGGACUCCUCCGCUUCCACGUGGCUCUCUGCGACCGUCACCGGAGAGAAGAUGUACGUGACGGAGAAAAACUCCGGCGUGACGUACUCGCUGGAUUGCAACACUAUGGGGUGGCAGGGCCCGUUGGAGGUGCGUCCGAAUCUGAGCGUUUUCCACUGCGUGACCGGAGCGAUAGGCGGUCGUUUAAUGGUUGCGGGGAUGGUGGGGGAGGUGGAGAAGGUGGAGGAGGUGAAGUUGUGGGAAGUGAAAGGGGAAUUAGCGGUGGAAAGUGAAUUAGGGUAUUGGUGUGAGGAGUUAGCGGCGAUGCCGAAGGAGAUGAUGGUGAAGAUUAUGGGUGAGGGCGGUGGCUCCAUUGUGGUUAACUGGAUCGGGAAUUAUGUGUAUUUUCAGAACCGUUGGGAAGCGGAGGAGAUCGUUGUGUGCGAGGUUGGGAGUGGCGGAAGUUGCGAAUGGGAAAGCGUGAGGAACGUGACGGCGAGUGACGUGAAUCGCAUGCAGAGAACGGUGUUUAGUGGCGCCCAUGUGGGGCUUGAAGAUCUAAAGAAGGCGAUUAAGAAAAAUUGUUUGUUUGUGGAAAAAGUAGUGUGAGUGAUAGUGAAAAUUGUUUCAUUUGGAUCCAGAAAAAUUUGUUUUUAUGUGGAUUGAAAUAGAUAAAUGGUUCUUGUGUAUCCAUAUCCAUAGUAUGACACAAUGUCUUUAGAUUGGACCAGUUCAUGUCAUGAUUAUGGGAGUGAUUCGCUGCUUUUGCCUGGAUUGUAAAAGCUGAGCUGGUGAUUCUCAUCUGUUAAACUUGACUUGCAUGCAGUGAGAAUAUGAUUUUGAUUAA
Vigna unguiculata (cowpea) is the source of this 1604-nucleotide messenger RNA. Its product is annotated as F-box/kelch-repeat protein At1g23390 pseudogene. Lineage: Eukaryota; Viridiplantae; Streptophyta; Magnoliopsida; Fabales; Fabaceae. The record is from RefSeq and is a predicted model, not a curated record.